Molecule: messenger RNA, 8853 nt
Organism: Caenorhabditis bovis
Lineage: Eukaryota; Metazoa; Nematoda; Chromadorea; Rhabditida; Rhabditidae
Source: the annotation of a GenBank genome assembly
AUGAGUUCGAAAAGAACCAAAUCACCAAAAUCGCCGGUUGUUGGAGAAGCACUUCCAACAUGUUCAGAAGCUGAAUGGGAUGCCAGUGAUGAACCAUAUUCAGCAGAGCUAUUGAAUGUUAAAAAGAAACCAAAUCGAGUCAACGUGUUUUCUGCGACUGAGAAACAAUUAGAAGAUGCGAUUCCGCCAUCUCCAGUUCUUCCAAAAGAAAAAACCCUUCCGCAAUGCAGAUUCGACUCCAGACAGGGAUUCUACACAUCGAUUCGUUCCGAUCUUGAGAUUGGUGAAAUCAUUCUCAAAGGCACCGUCAACCCUCCAGAUGCAGAUUUCAUGAUCGCCAACGUCAGAUCCGAUUCGUUUAAUAAUACCGAUUGGGCUGAUCGUGUCGUCGUGGAUCGAACAAAUUUGUCCCCUGGCUCAUUUGUGGUCCGAGUGGCCGCUUCAUUGUCCCUUCCAGUCUAUCCGUCGCCCACGAGGGAAGCGAACAUGUUCGUAACAGUGGUCUGCAACGGAUACGCCUAUCCGCUGUUCACAAUCCACAUCGAGCCGACCAACAGAUUCUCUCCGCAAUUCUACAAUGAACCCUAUCACAUGUUCGUGCCAAAGAAUCUACCGAUUUGGACUGUUCUCGAAACGCCUGUCGCGGCAAUCGAUUGGGAUCCAGCAUCGAACUAUUCGCUUCAAUUCUCUUUGGAGGAUUCUCAUAAGGGCAUCGAAUUAGUCGAUGAUAAGUCCACACCGAGAAAAGUGUCCGGAAAACUGAUUUCGGGAAGUGAGCAUUGGCCGGACAUCCAAAAACCUUCGAUUGUUCGUCUUAAAGUCGUUGGACCUUACAAACUUCCAAUGAAUCUGAGACUUGCAGUGACUGAUGGGGAAAGAAAAACGACAACAUUUUUGAAGCUUUAUGAGAAAACCGACUCAGCUACCCAUCCUUCAGUCGCUGUGAUUAGCAAUACCACUCCAGUUGCUUCGACGUCAGCUGCUACCAGUCCGACUACAACGACAUCUGAAUCCACCACAACAAAGGAAUCAACGUCUCCCACUACGAAAGUCUUUACGACAACUACACCUUCAACUACAACAACGACAACAACGACAACAACGACGACGACGACGACUACAUCUCCUUCUACGACGACUACAGAAGCAAUAACGACGACAGCCAAGCAGGAGACAACUACUGCUGAAUCCAAAAAACCCAUUGAGGAACUUCUUCCCAAGAAAGUUGAUGAGGUGAAAGCGAGGGCAUUCGCGGUGAAGAAUCGGGAACUGAAUGCGAUUGAAACGGACGAACUUGAGCCUGUUGGAUUCCAGCAACCGACGAGAUUCGCCCAAUGCUCACAGAGAGUCCUUCUUCGCGAGAAUUCUCCGAAAGGCACGAAAGUGCUGCAUCUCGACAUUUUGAAUCCAACAAAAGACACCAAAGUGAAUCUCUUGGAUCCUGACGGAACAUUUGAGUUGGAUGAAGCUGCUUUCGAUAUAAUUGUCAAGGAUCCAAGGAUGGUUGAUAGGGAGUUGUUUAAUUCGUUGGAACUUAUUGCUGAAAUUGAAGGAGCAAGUUUGAGCACACAAUGCACCAAGAAUCGAAUAUACGUCGACUUGGAAGAUGUGAAUGAUAACAGGCCGGUUUUCGAGCAGGAAAGUUACUUCUUCCACAUUGUGGAAGAGUUUCCGCCCGGCGGAAAAAUUGGAACUCUGAUUGCUCAAGACAUCGAUCAAGGCAACAAUGGCGAUAUCACUUAUCAUCUUCUGACUCCCGAAGUUCCGUUCCAAGUUGGAACCCAAGGGAAACGCGCUGUGAUCAUGACGACAGGACCCCUCGACGCCAAAAAUGCUCCAUACAAUUUGAUAGUUGAAGCAAGAGAUCAUGGCGAUGAGCUCGUUAAAUCGGCCAAAGUUCCCGUGGAGAUUUUCGUAUUGGGCUCGGCAAUCAACCAGAGUCCCGUUUUGAAUGGCGUGAAAAAUACCGAAGUGAACAAGAAGAUCGAUGUGGUGAAGAGCCUUGAAAUUGUUGAUAGCAGCGAGGAAGAAGCUGAACAGAAGCCGACUACAGUAGUGACAGCGACAACAGUUGAGCAGCGUCAGGAAAUUGAUGAUGACAAUGAGUACGAUGAUGAAGUGACGUCGGCUCAGACGCCAGCGGCUGCUGUUGAAUCAACAACCGCUUCAGAAGGACUCGAAGAAGAAAGAGAUGAGGAGGAGUUAACAUCGUUGGCAACGACCCCGACAACAGCGAUAACGAAAGAUUCAGAAGAUGAGGAGGUUGAAGACGAGAUCGUUGAGACACAAUCUACGACUCCUAUUCCAACAAAGACAACUCGUCAGCCAACUACAACCGAAGAGAACCGAUUUGAGGAUGAGGAUGAGCCGGAGGAGGAUGAUGUGACGAGUGCGAAUCCGACAGAAUCAAACGAAGAGAAAUUGGAAGAGGAAACCUCGAACGAACUCCCUCAAAAAUCAAUGACUAAUAUUGAUCUAUUUUUGCAAAAACAGAAUGAGAUUGAAUCGAAAGAAGAGAAUUCGGUUGAAGAAGUUACCGAAAAACCGAGAGCAUUCCGAUUUAACAAACUCAAAUAUCGAUUCGAGGUCUAUGGAGAUGAUAUUGAGGAAGAUGAUGUUAUCGGACGAGUUGAAGCUGCUCCAGACGCACAAUUCUAUGCUAUUGAUAGAGAGGUAGCCGGAAUUGUGAAAAUCAACGACGCCGGUGAGCUAUUGGCGGGCGACUCGCUCAAAUCGCAUCCGACGGGUCCCAUCGAGUUCGGCGUCUCUUCGACGAACGGCGUCACAACGACGCGAUCAACAGUUACUGUGCUUCGUGACGGAACCCGUGAUGCGAUGUCAGCUCUUCCGCGCUUCGACCAGGACGUAUACGAUUUCAGAAUCCGCGAAAACCAACAGCCAAAAGUCAUCGGGAGGGCAAAAGCAUUCCAUUCGGCCCUUUCGACAUCCGACUCGCUCAAAUUGACGUAUACACUGGUGACGCCGUCAAACUUCGACGAGCUUCCGUUCGAAGUGCACACCGAAUCCGGCGAAGUGAGCACGAGUCGGCCGCUCGAUGCCGAACAAGCGCGAGCUUAUCAAUUCCAGAUUCGCGCUUGUCUGACACAACGUAUUUGCUCGAACGCCGAAAUUCAUGUGAUCGUCGAGGACGUCAAUGACAAUUCGCCAGUGUUCGUCGAGAGAACCGUCGAAACAUCGAUCGGAAGUGACGUUCCGCCAGGCACGAAAGUGAUUCGCUUGUAUGCGAAUGACGCCGACACUGGCAAAAAUGGACAGAUCACUUUUAUAAUCAACCCGGAAAGCGAAGUGUUCUCGAUUAAUCCAUCGACGGGACAGAUUGUGACCACUCAAACUCUAACCGAGCCAUUGUAUACAUUGUUGGUGACCGCUUCUGAUAGCGGAAUUCCGAAACGAAGUGACAGUGCUCAAGUCAAAAUCAAUGUUAGAGGAUCGAACCCAUCGUCGCCGGUGUUUGACCAGAAAGAGUACGCAUUCUCCGUGGUUGCUCCGAUUCGAAUUGGACAAGUAAUUGGCGAAUUGCAUGCGAUGGAUCCAGACCCAGGUGUCGAAGGAAUCGUCUCUUAUCGCAUUCUUCCUUCUGACAACGACGAUCAUCGAAGAUUCUCAAUCAACAAAAAAACUGGAGUAAUUUCUGCGCUCGAAACAUUGAAUAUUGAUGAUGGGCCGAUUAAAUUGAACGUAGAAGCAUCUGAUAAUGGAAAGAAUAUGAAAAGAAAGACAACAUCUGUUGUUAAUAUUGAUAUAAUUGAAUCAAAAACUCUCAAAUUCUUGCCGCUUCCAACCACGAUUUAUAUUUCAACAGAAAAGCCAGUUGGAAGUGUCGUUUUCCGCGUCUCUGCUUCAAGUUCCGACGAUUCUCCGAUAAAAUUCAAAGUGCUUCAAGAAAGCUCGCAAUUUGUGAUGGACGGCGACCUCCUUCGAGUCUCGAAUCAUCUUGUCGAAGGCGAAUCGAUUCUGCUGAUCCGCGCUGAAACUGACGCGAAUCAUGUCGAUCAUCGGCUCAAAGUUGUCGUGAUGGCUGACCGAGACAAAUAUCCAGUGUUUCCACAAUUGACCUAUGAUUUCGAUGUGGCCACUGAAGGCAAAUUUCCGAGAGUCAUUCAUCAGUUCAAUGCGAAACUCGCGAAUGGCUCGAUUCAAUACUCAUUCUUCCCACCGACUCCUCCAAAUGGAUUUUAUCUCGACGAGAAAACGGGCGAAUUAUUCGUGACAUCGCAGUUCCCUAAUGAGCAUCGAGAUACGAUAUUUGUCGUCGUCCGCGCUGUGAACACACACUUCCGCAAAUUUUAUUCCGAUGUCGGGAUUGCGAUUACACCAGUUUCCCAGUUGAAACCUGUUCUGAAAUUCAAACAGUCCUCGUAUAAUUUCGAAGUCUACGAGAACACUCCAAAAGAUGCGAUUGUUGGAACAUUGACGUUGACACUCGGAUCUGGUCCCAUUCAGAAGUUCUCGAUUGCACCGGAUACCUCAUUCUUGGGAAUUCAUGCGAACGGAAGUUUGUUCUUGAUGGAAUCACUAGACGCUGAACAAAUGGAUCAACUAGUUCAUGAUUUCCAGGUAACGGCAACCGAUGGAUUGGAUACAGCAAAAACUCGUGUUCAAGUGGCCAUUCGCGAUGUGAACGAAUUCAAGCCGAAAUUUGACGAUGAGGAAUUCGAAAUGACAGUUUCUUCGACAGCUGCUCCAGCAACAAAAAUUGGAAGAGUUCGUGCUCACGAUGAGGAUAUUUCGGAGAAGAAUAAGCUCAUUUAUCGAAUUGUUGGAGGAAGUGGAAGAAAAUUGGUGUUUAUCCAGGAAGACGGAACAAUUAUCGUUGGAGAUGAGCCAAUUCCGGAUGAUGUCGAUUCUUUCGAUCUCAUGAUCGAAGUGGUCGAUCGAAACGGCAAUCAUGAUCAGACUCACGUUACCGUGUAUAUCGAAGACACGGAUGUCGAUGAAGAACCGCCGGUAUUUCUGAACCAACCAUUAGUUUGGAAUGUCACCGAAGGGACCACUGAAACCUACGAACUUCGAGCCACCGGCCAAUCCGUUCAAUUCCGAAUUAUCGGCGGAGACAAUGAUCAUCAUUUCGACAUUGUGAGAAUGCCCAACAACAAGGCUCAUUUGCGUAUCAUUUCGGAGCUUGAUCAUCGUCAACAGUCUACUUACAACCUUCAGAUUGAAGCUACCGAUGAGCGUACUCAACUAACAACCGUUGCUGAGCUCGUGGUCAACAUUGAGAACGUCAAUGAACAUGCUCCAAUGUUUGAGCAGUCCGAUUUCACUGGAUCGGUUCCAAUUGAUAUUCCGAUCGGAUUCCCAAUCGUGACAAUUACUGCGAGCGAUAUUGAUCGAGAUCCUAUUCAAUUCUCACUUCAAGGAGAUCAGUUGUGCGAUUCGCAAUUCGCAAUCGAUUCUCGAGGACGUGUUUCCUACAAGGUGCGACAAGAAGAUCGUCAAGCUGGAAAUAUUGUGUGCCUUGUUGUCGCUUCCGAUGGAACGUAUUCAUCGCAUGCGAACCUUCGACUCAGAGUUCUUGAGCGUUCUCAAACAACCGAAGCUCCGAAAAAUACGGCGCCGAUAUUUGAAAAGGAUCAGAUUAAUGUUUUCAUCAAACAAGACUCGAAGAACAAAUUUAUGGCGAGAAUCAAAGUAGACGAUGCAGAAGGCGAUCGAAUCGUCUUCUCGAUCGAACCCGUCGAAUUCCGCAAUUUGUUCAGCAUUGAUCAACACGGAAACUUGAAUCUGCUCGUCGAGCCAUCUGAAUUGGAGCAAUCUUCGUAUAGCUUCCUUGUGGUUGCCGAAGAUCGCGGAACUCCGUUCUUAUCAUCGUUCACAAAUAUCAAAGUUACCGUUGACAAGUCAGCUAGUACAGCAAGACCAAUCGCUGAGAAUCAAGAUGGCGACGAGAAAGAGGAUGGAAACGAAGAAGAAGGAAGUCGUGAAGAGAAAAACUCCGAAGAAGAAGAUACUGAGGUGACACUUGCUCCCAAAACGACUGAAGAAUCCGCGGUCGAAUCGACGACGACCAAAUCGAUAGGAAGAAGCACUAUUGUGCCAGAUGUCCAGUUCAGCCAGCCCACGUAUAACUGGGAAGUUGAAGACGUCAAACCAAUCGGAACUAUUGUCGGAAAUGUGGAAGUCAGUGGGAACGAGGAUCGCUCCAUCGUGUUUUCAUUCAUCGAUGGCGAUCAUUUGUCAGCUGAUUCUGAAGGUCGAGUGACCGUUUUGACUCCAUUCAAAUCGACAAUCAACGAUGUCGUUAUUGCUACGAAAAAUAACCAAAUUCUCGCUGAAGCUCGCGUUUUUGUCACUGUGAAAGCAACAACAACUAGCAGUUCGACGACGACAACGACGACGACAAUUCGAACAAGUGUCGUUACGACGAGAACUCAACCACCGCCAACUCUUCCAACAAUCGAAGUCACAACCAAGAGACCGACUACGGAGAAGCAGACGACACUUCACACAUUGGCGACACUCGGAGUUACGUCUUCUUCUCGAGUUAUCCCGCUUGUUGUUGAGACGACAAGUCGUGCUCCAGUCGACAAAUUUUCAUUUGCUCAACCAAUCUAUUUCGCGUUCUCCACUGAAGGAAACUAUUCAUCGGGAUUGGAGCUUGAAAUCAAACCCGAACCAUUGUCGACAAAUUUCCUUGGAAAUGUCGCCUAUUCGAUUGAGGAUACCACCACGAAAUUGCCGUUUUUCAUCACAGAAGACGGAAAACUCAUAAUUUUCGAAGCAGAUCAUGAGAAGCAUUCGUCCUAUAUGUUCACUGUCAUCGCGAAAACGUUGGAGGAGCCGAUGAAAAUUGCGAGAACACGAUUGAACGUCACGAUUCUCGAUGUUAAUGACAACUAUCCGCUAUUCGAACCACAUCCAGAUGUGAUCGGCGUUUCGAAGAAAAUGCACAUUGGAAGCCCGAUUUAUCAGAUGAGAGCAUCGGAUCCGGACGCGGAUUCGGCUAUCAUAUACGAUAUAACUCCGAAACAUUUCUUCUCGAUUGAUCCGAGAGACGGAUUGAUUCGCGUCGCAAAAGAUUUACAGCGAGCCCCAGAUGACGUUGAGCUCGUAGUGGUUGCAAGCGAUUCUGGAAGACCGUCGCUCAAGACUGAAGCCAAGUUGCUCAUGAGACUUUUCGAUUCUCUCGGGCCAAAACUUCCGAAGCAAACGUCUGAGAUUGUUGUGCCAACCUCGAUGAAACCAGGAGAUAUCGUAACUCAAAUCGUGGCGGGACCAACUGUCUCGGAAACUGAUAAAGUUCUCUACCAUGUGGACAGCGACUUGUUCGAAAUGGAAGCCAAUGGUGUUCUUGUUCUGACUCGAAGACCAUUGGAUGUCGAAUCGAAUCAAUAUCAUCAGCUGAACAUCACUGCUGAGAACAGCCAAGGAACCGAUUCGACAAUUCUGAAUGUCUAUGUUGAAGGACGACUGAGUGGAACCACUCCGUCGCCAUCUCAAAUCGCAGUUUGUCAAUUUGAGAAGAAAAUUUAUCGAGCUCAAGUGAAAGAAAACCUCAAGGAUCGAGUAGGUGUGGCGAAGGUUCAAUCGAAUUGUCGGAAAUCAGGAAAACCGGUUCGAUACGCAUUCCAUCACCAGAUUCAAGAAUUUGAGAUCGAUGAGCGUACUGGUGAAAUAUUCACUAGAACUCCAUUGGAUCGUGAGAAGAAGAACUUCUACUUCAUCGUCGUGAAUGUUGUCGAACAGCAAAGGUCGAAGCGACAGUCGGAUGCUGUGAUUCAAGGUGCCGAUCACGCGGCUUCAAAAUUGGCAGCUUGGCAGACAUUGGUGAUUGUGACGGUUGUUGAUGAGAACGACAAUGCUCCGGUCAUCUUACACCUUCAAGAAGACUCAGUUCUAUCGGCAGUCGUCGACCAAAACGCUGAUAUUCUGACACCGGUGAUUUCAAUUCAAGCGAGAGACCUCGACAUUGAACCCGAGAAUCUCAAAUUCUCGUUGGAGGGCGAUGCUGAUUCGACGUUUAUCAUCAAUUCGACGACUGGAUUCGUGCAGCUCGCCAAGAGUCUUUCAAGCUCUUCUCGAUCGCAAUUCGAUCUGUUCGCAUCGGUUUCCGACGGAGUUCACGUCGUCAAAGUGCCGCUGUAUGUCUACGUGCUCUCGGUUGACAUCAAUGUUGUCCAAUUGACAAAGGACACCGCGCAUGUUGAUCUAGACCCGGCUAGAAUUGAGCGAAGUUUGUCGUCGUCGCUCGACAUGGACACAAGAGUUCUUGUUGCUCAACCAUAUGUGGAUGACAACGGAAAAGCUGAUCCAAAGCGGAGUCACGUUUUCGUUUAUGCUUUGGAAUCGCGUUCAAAGAAGCCUGUCGAUCGGGAAACCCUUCGCGGACUUCUGAUGAAUCAUUCGAACGAUCUGUCGCACCUUCAAUUUUCGUCGGUAUCGUUGCUCUCCACAAAUUCGGCGUCUUCGAAUGCGCUGCUCACUGCAAUCCUGCUCAUGCUCCUCGUUGCUCUUCUUUUAUUCCUUUGCGCUCUGAUUGCUUUCUGCGUUAAAAGACGAUCAAAAACCAACAAUGCAUUCAUCGAAGGUGCUUAUAUGGUGGAUUCGACAGGAUCCGGACCUCGUCCAUACGAUGUCGAGAAUAUUAGCCGUGCGACGGCGCAGAAUGUGCUCUCAUCUCGACCAUUGCCAGAUCCACAAACCCAUCAAGUCGAAUUAGCCGUUUCGCCGGCUUUCCUGCCAGCAGAAUCUGAAGAAAGAAGUGACACGACGAGAGAAUUCUCGAAUAGCGUUCGCGAACGACCAACACUAAUCCAAUCGGCGAUCAGAAAACAUAAGAUUCACUCAAUGCAGCCUCAUAUGCUUUCUGUAGAUACCGAAUUGAGAAAAUAA